UUUCGAGGUGUUGAAGCAGAAAAGCAGCACCUGCACAAACUCAUUUUCUCUUUGGCCUCUCGCUGUCUGUUAGCCAAUAUUCGGGUAUAAUGCUACUUAAUGAUAUGGAAUCAUCUCCAUAGAUGCAAAAACGAUCCUCCUCCAGUCUAUCAUUGGAACUUCUAGCCGUUGGUACCUCCGUGAUGUCGCCGUGCAGACCACUCGGUUAUAUCGGCGCCCUCGCCAUCCUUUACGUCCUCUUGAAGCUCUCGGCAACAAUAUACGUUUUUAUCCGUCCCUCCCGCCUCUCCAAAUAUCUUCGCAAGGAUGUAGAUACCUACGCUCUCAUAACUGGAGCUACGGAUGGGAUUGGGCUUGGAUUUGCCCGCGAGCUCUGCAGGCAAGGUUUUGGCGUCAUCUUGCACGGCAGGUGUGAACAUAAGCUCCAACGAACGCGGGACAUACUGAAAGAUGAAUAUCCGGACGCCCAGAUUCGCACAUUCAUUUGCGAUGCAGCCCUUCUGAACCCUCCGGAGGUCUUUGAUAGCCUCGCACGCGAACUACAAGACGUGAAUCUGACUGUUCUGAUCAAUAAUGUCGGCGGUCAAGCUGGCUCCGUUCAGGGCCCAUACAAAAGCUAUCUGGAUUACACCCACGAGCAAAUCGAUCGCGUGAUAAGCGUCAAUACGCGAUUCAUGACCCAGCUUACUCGUGUGCUGCUACCGCUACUUGAUCGAAAUGGACCCAGUUUAAUUCUUAAUAUGAGUUCAUUCGCUGCUAGAGGAACUCCCUACGUUGCUGUCUACAGCGCCACUAAGGGAUACGUAAAGACUUUCUCCGCUGCAUUAGCAAUGGAAAUGAGGAUGCAGAAGAAGAAAAUCGAUGUUGUGGCUCUCAAUGUUGCUGAGGUUCAGAGUGGUAGCCACACGGUCCCAACAAGUUUAUUUAUCCCUACUGGAAGGCAAUUCGCGCGAUCUGCUCUGAAGAAUGUGGGCUACGGGAGCGAAACAGUGGAAGGUUAUUGGCCGCAUGCAGUUCAGGGUGUAUUUGUUGAUAUGAUUCCUGAAUGGAUGAGACAGAUAACUGUGAUGCAGGCUGUGAGGUCAAGAAUCGCUGCGUUCCCCGGAAUAUCAAAAAAUGUUAAGUAAAAUGAGUUGCCGCACAAAAUAACCACACAGUCAAUCUACAAAAAUGUAUAUUGCUGUGUGCUGCGUGAAACAGUCUUCUUUGGAUGCUUGGACUAAAAUGACCUUGGAAUUUUUUGAAUUUAUUGUCUGUUGUAUCAUAAACGGCAAAUUGGUAUAUCAAAUAAAGAAUGUUGCAUGUAUAUGA
Molecule: messenger RNA, 1311 nt
Organism: Coccidioides immitis RS
Lineage: Eukaryota; Fungi; Ascomycota; Eurotiomycetes; Onygenales; Onygenaceae
Product: short chain dehydrogenase/reductase
Exons: 1
Coding region: 123-1127 (334 amino acids)
Cellular component (GO): endoplasmic reticulum
Molecular function (GO): oxidoreductase activity
Source: RefSeq, a predicted model, not a curated record